Messenger RNA from Branchiostoma belcheri (Belcher's lancelet), 963 nucleotides. RefSeq names its product leucine-rich repeat-containing protein 15-like. Gene Ontology annotation, molecular function: protein binding. The transcript has 3 exons. Bases 1 to 963 code for a protein of 320 amino acids. The record is from RefSeq and is a predicted model, not a curated record. Lineage: Eukaryota; Metazoa; Chordata; Leptocardii; Amphioxiformes; Branchiostomatidae.
AUGUGGGCCCGUCUGAGCGGAGUUCUGGUGUUGCUGGUCCUGGUGGCAGCUGGGCAGACCGAGGCCGCCUGCGACUGCACAGAUACAACUUGUCUCCAGCAUUUAACUCUGGCCUCCAACAACAUCAUCAGGUUCACGUCUGGUGCAGUCUCAAACCUGCCCCAGCUUCAAACUCUCAUGCUGACCAACAACAGGAUCAGUUUCAUCUUGGCUAGUGUACCUCUCCAAACUCUGACCCUGUCCAGCAAUGAAAUUAGUUACAUCUAUUCUGGUGCAUUCACAAAUCCCCAGCUCCAAACUCUGACCCUGUCCAACAAUGAAAUUGAUUACAUUAACAAUGGUGCUUUCUCAAAUAUAACCCAGCUCCAAAAUCUGAUCCUGUCCAGCAAUGAGAUUACCUACAUCGAGUCGGAUGCAUUCUCAAAUCUGACCCAGCUCCAAAAUAUGAUCCUCACCAUGAACAAGAUCAGUUACAUAAAUUCUGGUGCAUUUGCAAAUCUGCCCCAGGUCAAAAGUCUUAUCCUGUCAGUCAAUGAGAUUACUUAUAUCGAAACUGAAGUAUUCGCAGAUCUGCCACAACUUCAAAAUCUGACCCUGUCUGAAAAUGAGAUCAGCUUCAUUAAUCCUGCUGCAUUUGCAAAUCUGCUCCAGCUCCAAAAUCUGUUCCUCACGAGCAAUAAUAUCACUUACAUCAAUCCUGGUGCAUUUGCAAAUUUAACCCAACUCCAACAGUUGAAUGUACGCUCCAACCGGAUAACUUUCAUUGAACCGGGUGCAUUUGCAAAUCUGCCCACUAAGCUCCAAUGUAAAGGUCGUAACAUUAAGACAGGACCACUGAGGCUGAAAGAUAUCAAGUCUGGUACCUUCAUCUGUACAGAUACUGAUGCAAGCACUGCUAGCACCUUCCAUGCCCCAAUGUUUCUGUUAUCAGUUGCAUUACUGCUCAAAUUUCUGCUGAUGUGA